Molecule: messenger RNA, 258 nt
Organism: Ogataea philodendri
Lineage: Eukaryota; Fungi; Ascomycota; Pichiomycetes; Pichiales; Pichiaceae
Exons: 1
Coding region: 1-258 (85 amino acids)
Source: RefSeq, a predicted model, not a curated record
AUGUUUUCCGUUGUGAGGAUCUCGACCAAAACGGUAGAGCCCACGUCCAAGACUGUGAUGCAGUUUGGUUUGGCCUGUUGUGGUAAAACAAACGAGAGCGAUUUGAGGCUCAAGCUCAACGAAUUGUUCACAAGAAGCGGAUUUAGAACCAAAAUGCGACCGCUGUCAAUCAAUUUGUAUGAUAUCGUGGUGAAAAUGGCCGAUGAGGCCUUGAAAUGCACAAACGAGCCAACUUCAGCAAGACUCUGUUCGAACUGA